Molecule: messenger RNA, 2210 nt
Organism: Triplophysa dalaica
Lineage: Eukaryota; Metazoa; Chordata; Actinopteri; Cypriniformes; Nemacheilidae
Gene: zp3d.2
Product: zona pellucida glycoprotein 3d tandem duplicate 2
Exons: 8
Coding region: 464-1906 (480 amino acids)
Biological process (GO): egg coat formation; binding of sperm to zona pellucida; positive regulation of acrosome reaction
Cellular component (GO): extracellular matrix
Molecular function (GO): acrosin binding
Source: RefSeq, a predicted model, not a curated record
UUACCACAACUUUUUUCCAUAGGAGUCAUUUUUUUCUUAAAGGAUAAGGGUCUUACAGUUUUAUUUCACAACGUAGUGAAAAGAAUAAAAUGGUGUUUGUUGUAUAAAUGUUUUUUUUUAUGCUGGAGGUGGGAGGUAAUUCCUUAAAAAUAAUGUUAUGGUGCAGAAAACCGUAAUAGCCUACAUUUUUAUUAUACAAACUAUAUUUUUCCGUCUCGUGAAAUAUGAAUUCAACAUUUAUUAUACCAUGCAGCCACUCUUACGCAAAUUAGAUUUUUCAUUCACAUAUUGUGAUUUAUCUAUGUGUGGAACUGUCUCAGAGACGUCCAUUUGAGCAUGCGCAUAACAUUACGUCAGUCAUGUUUGCAUCUUCCGUUGGCUGCUUAAUGCAAAGGACAGGUGCAUUCAUUUCAAUGUUGAUCCAAGAAGUUGUUAUAUAGGUAGUUGGCAACAUUAUUUAAUCAUGUUUAGAGAAAUGAAGAAUUAUUUACCAUACGCGAGCAUUUUCAGUGUCUCAUUUACGCUUGUGUACGCUUCACAGUCACGGGUGGCAUUUAGAAAUCCCUCGAGGGAUCCGACUUCAAAAUUAAACGAGAGUUUUGAAACUUCUUUUCACGAAACUGAUCUUAAACGCCCUGAUUCGCCUUAUUUACAACUUCCAAUAUUCCAGCAUUCUCGAGUACCUCUUCUGGAUAAAGAGCAGUUUUCUCCCGCGCAUGGAUCGGGUCGGGAGGAACUACCAGAAGGCACGAAAAAAGUUCUCAUCCCUCCAGCCGGUGACACCCAACAAGCGCCCCAUCGCAGCGGUCGAUCGCACGGAAUUAACGUCGCUUGUUACUUGAAGAAAAUGGUUGUUCAAGUUAACAAACAGAUUUUAGGACCCGAAGGCCUUGAGGGCAAAUUAAAGCUGGGGACGUGUGACAUCAGCAAGACUACGAGGAAAUAUCAUCUGUUUAUUUACGACAUGGAUCAGUGUGGCAGUAAGAGGAAGUUGAUCAAAAAUAGAGUUGCUUAUUCCAACGUACUGCACUACUUUCCAGAGAUUUCCCAGGGUCCAAUUCGCCGUGCCAUGCCUUUCUCGAAUGAAAUUGAGUGUCACUUUAACAGGUAUCAUUACUCAUACAAAAUUGGUUUCACACCCCAAGUAGAAUAUCAGGGCUACUUCAGACCCCUGAAAACAACGGACAGUGUUGUGCUCACGCCCCGUGAUGCUAUGUGGAAACGGUUGUCACCCACUGACGCUUACACCAUUGGUGACUCCAUGUACUUUCAGGCAGACGGUCCCACUCUUGCUGAGGAGGAGAGGCUUUUCGUGGAUUCCUGCUAUGUGACUUCUGACAUUUCUCAUUUGUCCAUGCCUCGAUAUACAGUCAUUGAAAACCACGGGUGCAUGACUGAUAGUAAGAGCAGUAGAUGGUCCAGAUUCAUACAAAGUGAAGAACGGAACAUUGUGCAGUUUUCUUUGGAGGCUUUUCUGUUCCGUGGGAUGAUUGGAAAGCAUCUCUACAUGCAUUGUGACAUUUAUGUGGGAGGUAUAAAUCCAACAUCAAGUUCAAAGUUGUGCACCUACAACCAGGCAACAAAACUAUGGGAAGAGUUAUACGGUGUAAAUUCUGUGUGCUCGUGCUGCGACACCAACUGUUCUGAUCUGUCCGUGACCAGCAAAGUGAUAUCCAGUGAUGUCUGGACCGCGGAAUCGGAUUUCAAAAUUCUCGAGGAAGAACAAACAUCAACUUUAAUCCCUACAACUUCAGUAGAGUUGGAUGAUGGGAUGGUCCAAACAAUAGCCACGUUGGCGCCUGAUGCAGGCCAACAUAAUUAUGUGACCGGAGUGGCUGUGAUGGAGAAAGAAGAUGAAUCUGUUGAGCCACGCAGAAUAUUUGAGGAGGUAUUUGGACUGGACUGAACAAAGAGCAUUUCAGGUCAAGAUUGAAACAUUUGAUUUAAUAAUUUAAUUGCACUUGAAAUAAUAAUCACAGCAUGCACUGAGAAAUCCUUUAGAUUGAGGUAAUGUCGUAGGAUCUUCUAAUUGCUUUUUUGCACUCUGACCUCUGACUCGUGUCUCGCACCUUGUAAGGUAUUUCUAGUUGUAUUAGGAGUCUAAUGUAUUAAGUUAUCUCCAUCCUAAAGUUUGAUUGAGCAAUAAUUAAAAAUGGAGAAUUUAUGUUGGUCUUAUUCAAAUCUUAAAAUAAAUGAAAUUAAUAAUGAAA